AUGCCGAACGAGAACGUCCAGACCUUCUACCGUCGUCCCUAUUCUCCGCUAUCCUUCUUCGUCAUAAUCUCAUUCAACCUUGUCACCUAUAUCUGUCUGAAAUUCGCCACCGCCUUCGCAAAGCCCCAAAUUGCAGCGACCCUAACAUUGAUCCGCAUUGCCGAGUUUACGUUCGUCCUGGGGUUGUCUUUUAUCGCGAUACUUCUUGAUCCCGGAACUACGUUCAGCAGGAUGAGGAAGAUCCAGAGGAAUGGCAAUGGCAAUGGCGGUGGGGGUUCCUACAAGUACAAGGUUAAGCGUCCGCUGUUUGGCUUUAAGAAUCUCAAAUAUAGCUUGGACUCGCCGGCUGGGAUGGCGGAUGUUUGGUGGGAUGGGGUGCGGUAUGAGCGGGCUGUGUUUGAGCUUUGA
This is a messenger RNA of Aspergillus chevalieri, 408 nucleotides long. RefSeq lists its product as uncharacterized. Lineage: Eukaryota; Fungi; Ascomycota; Eurotiomycetes; Eurotiales; Aspergillaceae. The record is from RefSeq and is a predicted model, not a curated record. Bases 1 to 408 code for a protein of 135 amino acids. The transcript has a single exon.